Paramecium tetraurelia is the source of this 2974-nucleotide messenger RNA. RefSeq lists its product as uncharacterized. The record is from RefSeq and is a predicted model, not a curated record. Gene Ontology annotation, cellular component: mitochondrion; oxoglutarate dehydrogenase complex. Lineage: Eukaryota; Ciliophora; Oligohymenophorea; Peniculida; Parameciidae. The transcript is spliced from 7 exons. Gene Ontology annotation, molecular function: thiamine pyrophosphate binding; oxoglutarate dehydrogenase (succinyl-transferring) activity. Gene Ontology annotation, biological process: tricarboxylic acid cycle.
AUGCUUAGAUUUGUAGCCAGAAAUCUCAAUAAUGUUUAUAAAUUUUCCGAAUUGUAAAAGUUUGGAGUCUCUUUUCUUGGUUCUGGAAAUGCAGAAUAUUUGGAAAAUCUAUUCGACUAAUGGUACUUGGAUAACAAAUCAGUCCCUGCCACUUGGGAUUCAUAUUUUAGACAAGUUUUGGAAUCGAACAAUUUUGAUUUCACUCCAGAGCCAUUAAAGGGAUAAGCUGUUUCUCUUAAAUUGGAUGGGCAAUCAGGUGUUAGGAAAUUAUUGAGUGAUCAUUUCAGAGUGUUGUUGCUAAUAAACAAAUACAGGCAUAGAGGACAUGAGAAGUCAUAGGUGGAUCCUUUGGACUUGGAGCACAUUUAACAAAUAGGCAAAGUGAAAGGAUAUACAAAAUUGGAUUAUAGUGAAUUUUUCACAGAAGAGGAUUUAGACAGAGGAUUUUAUAUUCAUGCUAUCGGAAGCACAGGAAUCACAAAGGACAAAUAGAUGAUGAAAUUGAGAGACUUGAUAAAUUACUUAGAAAAGGCCUAUUGUGGAAAAAUAUCAUAUGAAUACAUGCAUAUUCAAUCAAACGAGGAAAGAGAUUGGUUUAGACAUCAAAUAGAGAAGUACGAUGAAUUCAUGCCUAGCAAAGAGUAGAAAUUGAAAACCUUUGAGAGAUUGGGAUAGGAACACGCCUUCAGUACAUUUUUGCAGAAGAAAUUCAAUACAUCAAAGAGAUUUGGUAUAGAGGGAUGCGAUUCAAUGAUUUCUGGGUUGUAAUCUUUGAUUGACGAGGCAGCAAAAGCAGGGGCAGAACAUGUAGUAUUUGGAAUGGCACACAGAGGAAGACUAAAUACAUUAUACAAUGUAUUUUAGAAGUCAGCAGAAGAAAUCAUGGUUGAAUUCUAGGAUUUGAAGAGUACUUUUAAUGAGGAUAUUUGGGGUAAUUCUGGAGAUGUGAAAUAUCAUUUGGGUUCAGUUCAUAAUGUGCAAUUUGGAGAUAAGAAAUUAAGAUUGGAAAUGCUACCAAAUCCAUCUCACUUAGAAACUGUGGAUCCAUGUGUAUAUGGAAAAGUCAGGGCUAUCUAAGAUUAUUUCCAAGAUUCAAGGAGAGAAAAAGCCUUUGGAGUAUUGAUUCAUGGAGAUGCUGCAGUUUCAGGUUAAGGAAUAGUUUAUGAGGCUUUACAAAUGGCAGAUUUAGAAGGCUAUAAGUCAGGUGGUAUCAUUCAUGUGGUGUCCAACAAUUAAAUUGGAUUCACUACUGUUCCUAAGGACAGCAGAUCUGGAUUAUAUUGCACAGAUAUUGCUCAUGCUAUUUAAGCACCAGUCAUUCAUGUCAAUGCUGAUGAACCUGAACUAAUAGCCACUGAGUUCAGAUACAAGUUUAAGAGAGAUAUCUUUAUUGAUUUGGUUGGAUAUAGAAGAUAUGGUCAUAAUGAAUAAGAUCAACCUAAAUUCACUUAACCUAUUAUGUAUGAGAAGAUUGAUAAGGCUCCUCCUGUCUUUAUUAAAUAUAGUGACAAGUUGGUUGCCUAAGGAAUUGUGACAAAAGAACAAGUGGACAAAUUGAUGAAGACUCAUGAAGAGAACUUGGAACUAGCUUACCAAAAGUCAAGAUAAAUGGAUUACAAUCUCAAGGAUUGGCAACCUGUGCCUUGGGAAAUGAUUAAAGUUCCAGUCCUUUGGGGAAGAAUCAAAGACACUGGUGUUCCUUUGAAUGUUUUAAAAACAUUAGGAGAGAAAAUUAAUAAGAUUCCAAAUGAAUUCAAUGCUCACCCAUAAAUCAGAAAAUUCUAUGACGAAAGAUUGUCAUGGAUUCAAAAGGAUUAGCCUAUUGAUUUUGCCUCUGCUGAAGCCCUAGCAUUUGGAACUCUUCUUCAUGAAGGAUUCAAUGUUAGAUUAUCUGGAGAAGACGUGUAAAGGGCUACAUUCUCUCACAGACAUGCUGUUUUACAUGACUAAAAGGAUCCUAAUGGUUAGGAUUAUGUGCCUUUGAAUGCUGUUAUUCCAAAGGGAUAAGAACAUAGACUCAGUAUUUAUAACUCUCAUUUGUCUGAAUACGGAGUUCUAGGGUUCGAUUAUGGGUACUCCAUCACAAAUCCAAAUACAUUAGUAUUGUGGGAGGCAUAAUUUGGUGAUUUUGCAAAUGGAGCCUAAAUCAUUAUCGAUAAUUAUAUAGCUAGUGCAGAAUCCAAAUGGGAUGUUGAUAGUGGAUUGGUUAUGUUGUUACCAAAUGGUAUGGAUGGACAAGGACCAGAACACAGUUCAGGGAGAGUUGAAAGAUUUUUAUAAUUGAGUGAUGAUGAUCCUGCAGUUUUUGAAAAAAAUCUUGGAGUCAGAUUAACUAGAUAGAUGAGAAAUUCCAAUAUGCAAAUUGUUCAAUGCACCACUCCAGCUAAUUAUUUCCAUGCUCUCAGAAGAUAAUUAAGAAGAGAUUUCAGAAAACCAUUAAUAGCUAUGACAUCCAAGAGACUCUUGAGAUUGCAAGCUGCCAAAUCUAAGCUUACUGAACUUACUACUCAAUUCAAUUAGGUUUAUGAUGAAGCUUUUCCUGAAUUCCUUGUCGAACCAAAUCAAGUUAAGAGAGUUAUUUUGUGUUCUGGACAAGUGUAUUAUGAUCUUCUCAAGAAAAGGGAAGACCUCAAAUAGAAUAAUGUGGCAAUCCUGAGAAUUGAAUAGUUGGCUCCAUUUCCUUAUGAGUUCUUACAAAAAGUUAUUGGCAAGUACAACAAAGCAGAAUUUGUUUGGGUCUAAGAGGAGCACAUGAAUUAUGGACCUUGGGCAUUUGUUAGACCAAGAAUUCAAAGUGUAUUAGCGAAAACUACAAAUGUUUCUAAUUCCCCCAUUUAAUACAUUGGCAGAAGACCAAGUGGAUCGCCAGCUACUGGUUUUCAUCAAUUACAUGAGAAAGAAUUUUAGACUCUAUUAUAAAAGGCCUUUGAAAUUUGAUAAAUUAUGUUAUAUUAUUUUCGAUGUUUAUCAGCCC